This is a messenger RNA of Astrephomene gubernaculifera, 1733 nucleotides long. Lineage: Eukaryota; Viridiplantae; Chlorophyta; Chlorophyceae; Chlamydomonadales; Astrephomenaceae. The record is from the annotation of a GenBank genome assembly.
GUUUCUUAUAGCAACAGAUAAAUCGCUGUAGCCAAAAGCACCGUAUGUCCUAGCGCACCUGCCCUGUCUUGUCUUUGCCAGCUGCCAGGAGAAGCUGCACACAGAUCAGUUGGCCUGUUUCAACACAAUAAAACCACAGGUAUAACUUAUAACGUAAGUGCCCCAUUUUUGGACGCUUGGCAGACGCUAUAGCUUCGGCCGGGCAACACCCCUUCCUGCCCAAAACCCUUCAUUAACACUGCCAACAAUGGCGGACGGAGGUGGCGAUUUGGUCGCGGAGUUCAUGGAGAUCACAGGGGCGGACGACGGUGUUGCCAUCCAAAUGCUCGAGGCCGCCAACUUUAGCCUUGAGGAAGCCCUGGGCCUCUUUUAUGCUGCGGAAGGGGAUCUUGUUGGAGGACGAGCAGGGGGAUCAGCCGCAAGGGGUGGCGGUUCCGCCGCGGGUGGUGCUUCAGCUGCAGGAGGCCCAAUGCACACCGCCGACGACGAGGACGCCGUGCGUGCUCCCCUACCCACAAAAGUCGAACGCCUGUACGGCGACGAAUUCGACCCGCGUGCCAUGGCAGCCCGUUACCACGGUCUCAGCGGCCGGUCACAGCCCCAGCCGACCCACAUCGACGUCUUCCGUGACUUCCGCGCGGAGACGGAGGCGGCCCAGUCCGCCAGCACAGCGGCCGCCGCGGCCGGGGAUGCUGCGGGCGGCAACGGCGGCGGCGGCGUGCAGGGUCUGUCGGGUCUGUUCAAGCUGCCCGCCGACCUGGUGUUCCCCGGCACCGUGGAGCUGGCCAAGAGCCGCGCCGCCGCGGAGGGCCGGUGGCUGCUGGUGAACGUGCAGUCGCCCACCGAGUUCGCCAGCCACCGGCUGAACCGCGACACCUGGUCGCACGAGGCGCUCAAGGAGGUGCUGAAGGGCACGUUCGUGUUCUACCAGACCUACGAGAACAGCCCUGACGGCCGCGCGCUGGUGCAGGCCUACCGCCUGGCCUCUCUCAGCCCCCCCGGCUGCCCCGCCUGCCCCGCCAUCCUGGUUGUGGACCCCAUCACGGGCGCGCAGCUGUGGCACCGCGCGGGCUUCAUGGACCCCGAGAAGCUGAUGGAGGAGCUGGUGCCGUUCAUGGACCACGGACCGCUGGACGCGGGCGCCUCCAGUCUGGCGCUCAACAACAUGAAGCGCAAGGCGGCUCCUGCACCCUCAGCAGCCGCAGCCGCAGGCGGACCCACGGGUCGCGGCUCCAAGCCCCUGAGUGAGGACGAGGAGCUGGCGCUGGCCAUCGCCAUGUCCAUGGAGCGGGGCGGCGGGGCUGGGAGUGCGGGUGCGGGUGAGGCCAUGGAGGUGGGCAGCGAGGGCGGGGGUGCGGGGGCCGGGGACGAGCUGGACGACCUGGACGAGGCCGCCAUCUGGGAGCAGAUACGGCAGGCGGAGCAGCGGCAGCAGGCGCAGCAGGCGGAGGAGCAGGCGCAGACGCAGGCGGCUAGCAGCAAGAAGUCGCCCGAGGAGGUUGCCGCCGAGGCGCGCGCGCGUGUGCCCCCCGAGCCCGCGGAGGGCGACCCCGACUCGCUGCGAGUGGCGCUGCGGCUGCCGGACGGCUCGCGGCUCACUCGCCGCUUCCGCCGCUCCGAGCCCGUGCGGGCGCUGAUGGACCUGGCGCUGGGGGCGGUGGCGGCGGCGGCGGCGGGGCGCAGCCUGGUCAUCUCGCACGCCAUGCCGGGCGGGGGGGUGCUGUCGGACCCGG